UCAGUCGCAGCUCGGCUGUCGGUGCGCGACGAUCGAGUCGCGUUCACUUGCUCGCGUUGGGCUCUGCACGCACACACGACAUGCACAUACACUCCCCCGCCACACACCCGCCCACACGCAUACACGUACCCAGACACAUGUAUAUAAAUACAUAACACGUUUCACGCGCUCACACGCAGGCCGCACGUACCCCGCAGUGUGUAGGACGUGUCCGCGUGAAGGUUUAUCCGAGCGAAGGCCAAAUUCGUACGCGUGCGGGGGUGACAAACCGUUAGCGUGAUUUCUGUACGUGCAGCAAGGGUGCACGUGAGCAAGAUAGAGAAGGGGAAAGGGUAAGAGAGAAAGAGAGAAAGAAAAAAGAGAAAGACGAGGAGAGAGACGAUUCGAAGAGGAGGCGGAACGAAUCGGGGGACCCAUGCGUCGCGCGAUAUAGCGGCGGCGGCGCGACACACGCGCGCGCGCGCGCGACAUAACACACACACGGACACGACCGGGCGAACCGAACGCGCUACUACGCCCAGUCAGUCAGUCGGACGUCGGCACGGGCCCGACGACACCCCGACGUUACUCCAGUGGCUGGUUACGCCACGGGGUUCCCACGGGUCCGUCUCGCGAAGAGGUCGACGCGGCACGCGGGGUGCUGAUCCGCGAGCGGGGCGGCAGGCAUCGGCGGCGACCGGGUUGUGCGACCCGGGCCCUCGAGCGACUCGUGACAGUGAAGUGAAGCACGCGUGAGAGGUGGCUGCGGGGAAGGAGGGACGAGGAAGACACCGGUUGGUUGGGUGGACGAGGAAAGAGCGAGAGAGUGAGAGAGAGAUAGAGAUAGAGAGAAGGAGAGGAGUCGGGAAGAAGGAAGAAAAGGGAGAAGGGAAGAGAUAAAGAGAAGGUAGGGGAGAAAGAAAGAGGGCUGCAGGACGGGUGGUCCUGACAGCGAGCGGUGACGAGAGAAGACCGACCGUCCUGAACGAGCGAGCAUUAAACCCCGGGGAAUAAUAGGGGCUCCGUACGUAAUUGGCACACUAGAACGAGCUUUUUGUCCGAAAGUAAAAGAAAACGAAAUAUGCGAUAGUAUAACACGCUCGCCGCGCGCGCUGGGCUUCUCUCGGGAGCUUUCCCUCGGUGUUGGAUAUAUCCUUUUGGUCCAACCCUUGGCUAAGGCUACCGCGGCGAUGAGCCAUAUCCCUCCACUCUGGCUCGCUCGAGAGUGCGUGAGUCUAGUCGGGGAGUAUCGUCGUGGUCGUCACUGACUAUCCUGGUAGACUCGUCUCCGUCGUCAUCAUCGUUAUCCUCGUCGUGUCCAGCGACAAGGAGUACUCUCACGCGCGUAUAUCUCGAGGUAGUCGCGGCUGCCGAUCUUCAGCCGGCCUCCUCCUCGCGGCGCGCCCCGGCCACGGGGGGCUGCAUCAAGACGUUGCUCGAGACACGACAGACGGCAGCGGAUGAUCACUGUCGUCGGCGAAAAUCAUCGCGAGAUAGCCUAGCGUCAUGAGAGCCUAGCGUUCGACACCGUGGGUCAUCGUGGGUCGUCAGCGUCGGGCGUGCGAGAAGAGACGGCGGCGCGCCGGCGGAAGCCCGGAUAGUAGGAGGAGGAGGCACCCGACAACAUGGCCGCCGCCUGCUACGAGAAGGAAGUGGUAGUAGGUGCCGCCAUUCACCACCGACAUGGGCACCACCACCAUCACCAUCACCAUCACCAUCAUCAUCACCAUCAUCACGCCAACGGAGUCGUUGCGCCGUCCGUCGGCGGUGUGACCGGCCAGACGGUGCUGCCGGCGACGUCCACCGGCCUCGACGAUGCUUCCGUUGUCGCCGCCGCGGCCGCUGCCGCCUCCGCCUCCACUUCCAACAACUCGUCAUCAUCGGUCAAUGCUGCCAAUGUCAAUGCCGUCAACGCCAGCUCGGUGACGACGAGCGCCGCGGCUACUGCGGCCGCUGCUGCAGCCGCCGCUGCCGCGGCUACCGCCACAGCCGCAGCCGCCGCCGUGGCGAUCAACAGCUACAAGGUGCAGGAGUACAAGGACUACUCGCAGCCGCUCCACGUGGACUGCAGCGUCGAGUACGAGCUGCCGAGCCAGGCGAAGCCGCCGCCCGGCGGCGGCGAGCCCCUCCUAAUGAUCCAUCCGUGCUACUAUCGACGCGCCGAACGCGAGAGGAGGAGCCCCUUUGUCAAUAAUCUGCCGCCCCCGGCGGCGCCGGCGACGGCGCCUAUGUCUGCCUCCCGCAGGAACGGUCGCAGGAAUGCCGCGACGGCGUCCGCGUCCGCCGGCGUCGCUGCCGUGACGGUCGCCACCGCAGCGGUUGCGGUCGCGACGACCUCCUCGACGGCGACUACGGUCGUGCCACCGUCGAGUAACAUCGUCGUUUCCUCCAAUGUCGUAUCUGCCUCCGUUGUGUCGCCGGCCAAAUCCAUCGCGUCGUCUUCGGUCGCUGCGGCGGUGGUGACUACUGCGGAUUCCGGUAGCGGCCUCAUAUCCACAAGCGGCCAGAUGUCCGGCGUCGCCAUGGCUGCCUCGUACCGUGCAGCGCUUAAUGUCGCAGCCACGUUAUCUCAGCAACAACAGCAGCAGCAGCAGUCUCAGCGGCGGCAUCAUCCUCAACAACAGCAGCAGCAGCAACAACAACAACAACAACCGACUCCUCAUCUUCAUCAUCAUCAUCACCACCUUCACCAUCAUAGAAAUAUCACUCAUCCUCAUUCUCAUCAUCAGCAACAGCAGCAGCAGCAGCAGCAGCAUCAUACCCAACAACAACCUCAACGAUCCGUGACACCAACGGCUUCCGGUACCGCCGAUCUCAUCUCCGCUGACGAGAAGGCAGUCAUAUCAGGUAUUUAUCAACAUUACUUCCGCGCCAUGCGCGCCCACAAUCAACAUCGCCAGCAGCAGCAGCAACAGCAGCAGCAACACCGUACCGCUACUACUCAUCAGCUCCAUCAUCAACCUCACCAAAGCGACCGAAGUUCCUCCUCUUUGUCGUCGGUCACGUCUCCGACGUCCGCGUCAAUCUCCGGUAUUCUACGACAGACUUAUCAGCAGGCGUACAGCAAUAUUACGGCCACGAGCUCGAGCUCGGGCAGCCAUCAUCGCGCCGGCACAUCAGCGGUCUCGGCGGUCGCCCAUCAUCCUUAUAGGCGACCGUCGGUGACGUUGCUAUCGCGAACGGCUUCGCAUAUCGGUCAGCAGGCCUCCUCUUCCUUGUCCUCCUCCUCCUCCUCGUCCUCGUCCAUCUUCGGUGCUUCCAACAGCGUGGCCGGUGUCUCCAGCGUGUACGCGAGCACGAUACACAGGCAUCACGCGACCUCCCUGCACGCCCUUCAGGCCGCUGCUGGCUUCUACGAGACGCCAAGUUAUCACGCUCUUCUGCCUCAAAGUUAGGCGACGGCCAUCCGGCCGUCCGGAUGUCCGGGCGGUUUCGCGGCGUUGGGUGUCUGUGCGUGAACAACAGUUGAGCUAUCGCGAAUCGAAGCAAACGCGCGUUGGAUCUCGAUCGCGUUCACUCGCGGUAAUCCUCGGAGUCUGCUCUGGAGUCUUCUUUCUCAAUUCUUUAUCGAAUUCUCGACGAAAGUAACGGGAACUUGAAGAAGAAGAUGAGAAGAAGUCGAGAUUUCGAAGACUCAGCUAAGAAUCAAGAAGAGGAUGAUAUCGAAUUUUUAAAAAGCCUUUCCUUGACGUCUCAAUACGCGCGUUUGCUGGUAAAGCGCAAUUCAUAAUAGCAUCGCGAACAACUUGUUGUCCAGUAAUCGCAUAACGACCGUCAAAUUUGACCUUGUUGCCGAUUAUUGUUUGCGCCGAGCAUCCCCAACAUUUUACUUGUAAAUUAUGUACAGAUUAUUAUUUUACGCAUAUAUAAUUUACGUAGACGAUGCGUAGUCGGUAUAGGCGACACCUAUUAUGGCUGUGUUCUGUCCUUUCCUUCUUUUUUCCGACAUUGUGUUUAAGCUUUUAAGGAGUCCUACAAUUUAUAGUUGCCUUGCAGUAUCGAUCAUUUCACAGCACUGUUUUUUCGUAUGAAUAGGACGAAGCUCGAUUGUUAAAACAGCAACGAACGUUACUGUUUUAACACUCACUUGCAGAUAUGUGUAAUUUAUAUAGUUCGUAGAGAUGGAUGCAGGACGAGAGAGAAUUCGCGCAAACGUCACAAGACAGUGCCCGCGGAAAGCAUGUGAUGUCUUUACGCGAAAUUGCAAAUGCAAACAGUUUAUAGAAACGAGAGGAUCGGGUCUUUCUGACUGAAAAUAAACUGCGAUGAAACAGCUCCCUCCCCGAUUAAACUCGAAGGAACGCUAAAGACUUGGGCGUACAAAGAGUCCUUUCGCGCGCGGUUGAUAAUCUGAAGUAGUUUCCCUCAGUCCCUCUUUUUCGACCCGAGCGAUUCUAACGCAGACUUUGAUGUAGAUUGUAGAUAAAUAAAUACCGUCGAUAUAUUGAGAAAAAA
Molecule: messenger RNA, 4434 nt
Organism: Vollenhovia emeryi
Lineage: Eukaryota; Metazoa; Arthropoda; Insecta; Hymenoptera; Formicidae
Product: centrosomal and chromosomal factor-like
Exons: 1
Coding region: 1605-3374 (589 amino acids)
Source: RefSeq, a predicted model, not a curated record